Molecule: messenger RNA, 1193 nt
Organism: Daucus carota subsp. sativus
Lineage: Eukaryota; Viridiplantae; Streptophyta; Magnoliopsida; Apiales; Apiaceae
Product: protein FLUORESCENT IN BLUE LIGHT, chloroplastic-like
Exons: 5
Coding region: 86-1072 (328 amino acids)
Biological process (GO): chlorophyll biosynthetic process
Molecular function (GO): protein binding
Source: RefSeq, a predicted model, not a curated record
UAAUAAACAAUGAAGUCCAAGUGACACUGUGACACUCUUGUGUAAUAAUACAGGUGAGAUAUUACUGAAAUCCAGUUAUCCCAAGAUGGCGGUUGUCGUCCGUUGUUCCGCCACUAUUCGCCGCCCCAAUUCCGGCAGUCAUUCCCUGGGAACCGACAGCCUUCCGGCCAAAACCCAUCUCUCCGGCAAGGUCGGUUCUCUUCUGUUAAAAAUCAGAAAGUUUUUACUUCCUUCUGUGAGUAAAUUCGAUAGAUCAUUAGACUCUCAUGAAGCAGGUCGCAAACUUAUGAAUCUGCAGCAAGAUGUUACUGAACAGUACUCCCUCAAACCAACAUAUCUGGUUGGUCGUAAGCAAAGUUAUGCCGACAGUGUUAUCGACCAUGUUUCUCCACAUCAGAUACAGUCCUCAUCAUUGGCCCUUAUUAUCACCAAUGCUUUGAUGUUCUAUACUCCACUUGAAGCCCUGGCUGAAACAUGUGAAAGUGCUAGAUCUGUCCUUGAGAUGCCUGUACUGCUAUUUGUAGCACUUGUAGGAGCCACUGUUGGAGGCUUACUGGCACGACAACGGAAGGGAGAACUGAAUCGCCUUAAUGAACAGCUUCGCCAGAUAAAUGCAGCUCUAAGAAGGCAAGCUAAAAUUGAGUCGUAUGCACCUGCCUUGAGUUAUGCUCCGGUUGGUGCUAGGAUAGCGGAGAGUGAAGUUAUCAUUGAUCCGAGGAAGCAGGAGUUAGUUUCCCACCUGAAAACUGGAAAGAAUUAUUUAAGAAACCAAGACCCGGAAAAGGCAUUUGUAGAGUUUAAGACAGCUCUUGAACUUGCUCAGAAUCUCAAGGAUUCCAUAGAGGAGAAAAAGGCUGCUAGGGGCUUAGGAGCAUCACUGCAAAGGCAAGGAAAAUACCGUGAGGCCAUUAAAUACCACUCUUUGGUUCUAACAAUUUCAGAAAGAGAAAAAGAAGAUUCUGGAAACACAGAAGCUUUUGGAGCAAUAGCUGAUUGUUAUACAGAACUUGGUGACUUGGAGCGAGCUGGUUUUUACUAUGACCAAUAUAUUGCAAGGUUAGAGACGGAUUGACGUGUACUUUUUUUCGCAGAAUUUGUCUCUUUAGUUUUGACUUCUGGGUGGUUUAUGAAAAUUUUGUAGACAUAAUAUUAUGACUACUUGAGAAUAACAUUUUCCAAAUCAUUUUGUGUUA